This is a messenger RNA of Branchiostoma belcheri (Belcher's lancelet), 1257 nucleotides long. Its product is annotated as 39S ribosomal protein L28, mitochondrial-like. Gene Ontology annotation, molecular function: structural constituent of ribosome. Lineage: Eukaryota; Metazoa; Chordata; Leptocardii; Amphioxiformes; Branchiostomatidae. Gene Ontology annotation, cellular component: mitochondrial large ribosomal subunit. The record is from RefSeq and is a predicted model, not a curated record.
AAAGUCCGAGGAGGGGUCACCAAAGGUCACUGAUGAAAAAGAAAUGUGAUCGUGGAUUUCUGUGAAAUUUCUGUCGUUUUGUGCUCCCAACAUUUCCCUUUAACGAAUUUAUUCACGUAAAACUGUAGUCGAAGAUACUGUUAAGAUGACGCGAGGCAGUAGAAUAUUUGUUUCACCUCCCUCGAUCCUGGGGCUGAAGCAUUAUUUCCGUUACUGGAAGUGGUUCAACAGGGAUGAAAGAAAAUCAUACAGAUACACCCCAGCCAUGAUUAGCAGACUACCUAAACAUUACCUGGACAGUCUGGACCCCAAACAACCAACACCCGUCCACUACAAGGCAGAACGAGGGGAAGUGGAAAAUACACCCAAAACUGGAGAGAGACAGAAGGUACAGAACAUCCCCCUGCCCUUCUACCCCACCAGGCAGUAUGACACAGGUUUAUGGGGAGGGGAAGGCUUGAUCGAGGGCUUUCGCAGGAGGAACAAUGACAAGAUGAAACCCAGGGUGAAGCACAUGUGGCGUCCACAGCUGAUUGAGCGGCAGUUGUACAGUGAAAUUCUGGACAAGACAAUAACUACAACUGUCACAGCAAGAACGUUAAAUCUCAUUGAUGAGGCCUACGGGUUUGACUACUAUAUCCUUAAGACUCCUCAAGAAGACCUGAACUCCCAGCUGGGCAUGGAUCUGAAGAGAGCCAUGCUGAUCAAGCUGGCCAGGAAAGACACAGACCUCUACCCAACUGAUCCAGAGAAAAGGGACAGGAUAUACAACAAGUACAAGGACUAUGUUAUACCUGAAGAGGAGGCUGAGUGGGUGGGCCUCCGGCUGAAAAUGGCCGUCUUCAAGAUGCAGCAUGAGGAAUACAAACCUCCCGUACCCCUGAUGGAGAAGUACAGGAGACAACUUAUUGCAGACCUCAAAGACCGAUCAAUAAGAGAAAAGGUUGGCCAGGAACCUGCAGUGUUCAUGCCUGGGGCAGGGGGCCCUCAACAACUGGAGACCAAACAGGAGGAAGGGUCUUGGUCUUCUUGGUUAAAACCUUCAAAAUCGAAAGGAGAAGAGUCACCAGAGAAGACUGGAGAUAGAUAGAUAGAUAGAUAUUACCUGUGAGCUUGCAUCAUGUUAUCAAUUUGUAAACUACAUAGACACAAGCACCGGCUUCAAGACUAGAAGUGUCAGCUAAUGGAUGUGGUAAAUCUUUUUCUAAACUUUACCAAUCUAAAAUCAACAAGAAUUAAAACACCCAUCAGACUGUA